AUGGCGAUUAUCGCAGUCGCAGGGGGAACUGGUAGUGUCGGCCAGACCAUCGUGGAAGCCCUCGUGGCGCAUGGCAAGCACACGAUUCUCAUCCUCACGCGCAAGGUGAGCCAGUCAUCCCUGGGUUCCGGUCGCUGGGUCGACGAGCUCACCUACCUGUCGGUAGACUACGGCAACGUUGGCGCUACAGCAAAGUCUCUCGAGGCUGCAGAGGUCCACACUGUCAUCUGUGCGUUCGGCAUGGAAUCGGAUGCCAUCAGUGAGGCCCAAGUCAAUCUUAUCCAUGCCGCAGACAUGUCGGGGUCGACGAAGCGCUUCGUAGUGGGUGGGUACGAUAUGUUAUUUAAGGAUGAGCAUAUCCCUUUGGUGCCCACCGCAAAGUGGGCUUUGGCGGCGACUCACGCGGUCGAGGAAUCGAGUCUCGAAUAUACGCGCGUGGUAAAUGGGCUAUUCCUGGAUUAUUAUGGCCUUCCGCACUGGAGAAGCCAUCUCAAACCAUGGGUCAAUGCAGUCAACGUGGCAGGGAAAUGGGCAGUUCUUCCGGGCGAUGGGACCUCCAAGGUCAACUUCAUCACUUCCCAAGACAUGGCACGGUUUGUCGCAAGACUCAUGGACUUAUCGGAGUGGCCGCCGGUGAGUUUCAUUGCUGGCCAGACUGCAUCUUUCAAGGAUAUUCUUCAAUUGGCGGAAAAUGCGCGAGGUGAACGCUUUUCUGUCAAACACGACAGUCUCGAAGACCUUCGAAAUGGCCGAAUAUCCUUCCCCAAAUUCGAGGAGACUGGGCUUGAAAGUAGUGGACACUCAACGGAGUCCAUUUUCGCAUUAUUCCACUACAUAUCUGGCACCGGGGGAUAUACUAUUACCAGCAAUGAUACUUUGGACACUCGAUUUCCUGACAUCCAGAUUAUGACCGCGGCGGAAGUCAUCGAAUCUUCCUGGAGAAACCGGUGA
Molecule: messenger RNA, 951 nt
Organism: Aspergillus nomiae NRRL 13137
Lineage: Eukaryota; Fungi; Ascomycota; Eurotiomycetes; Eurotiales; Aspergillaceae
Exons: 4
Coding region: 1-951 (316 amino acids)
Source: RefSeq, a predicted model, not a curated record